AUGAUAUCGACCACCCUCAUGACUUUUCUACUUAAAACCAAUCCCGAUGUUCGAUCGGUGAAGCUACUCGGAUCAUGGGACAAUUUCUCCAAGCCAUAUGCGAUGGACAGAGACAAACGUGUGGGGCCAGGCCACUGGAAAGGAUGCCAUACAUUUACUGAUAUAAUGGGUGAUGGAUCCGAUCAAAAUCAAUGGCGCUCGGGCGGCCUGAAGAUGGGUGCCACAUACUGGUACUAUUACUUGUUAAACGAUGACGUGGAAUUCUAUAGCGAGGCUGAGCCCUUUACUACGAAGUGUCCUCUUAUGCCCGGUCAGCCUCUGAACGUGCUGAACGUACCUAUCAUACUACCGGACAGUCGGUCUCAUGGUCGCUCUAAUAGCGGUAGCUCGCAGAAAGAAUCAUACCGAACGAUGAACCCAGCAGACAAAUUUAUGAACCCGCGCAAGCCACCAAAGCCCAAUCUUGCCCGCCUUCAGACAUCAAUUCCUGAACCGGACCCGCUUUCUUCAAGCCCACCUAAAAGAUCUCCGUUUGGUGGCAUGAUUCACCGGAGUAUCUCUCAGCCGAAUAGUGCCACCAGAAGACACCGCAAGGAGGAGCGGUCCGCAUCCCCCCCGCGAGGCCUCGGACUGCGUCAUGCCUUGACUCAGAAGCGCCCUGGACCAUCGCCAAGGGCAGAGGCAUUUAAUAAAGCUACAUUUCAGGAGAGCUCCGUUAAUGAGCGCCGCAAUGUUCCUGGUAUCUGUAUCAACUCUGGUGCGGUAUCCCCAUCAGCGAAACAUCCCGAGAACGCGGGUCUCUCCAGUCUCCAAACUCGUCGUGCUCUGAAAGCAAAUGGCGGAAUCCCCGGUCAAUCUCGAAAUCUUCUCACAGUAGACACUCAUCUGCAAAAUCGCAAGCCCAGCACUUCCAAUAACUCGAAUCAUCUGGGUGCAUCUCAUAUGCGGAACAGCUCGGAUGACAUGACCCCAACUGGCCCUUGUGUCAAUGACAAGAGGCUUCCGUCUCUCCCUAAUACACCUUCCUCUGUCAUGGACGAAGCAGUACGUGCCAUUGACGAGCGCGACAGGGCCAUGGAUGAGGCCGUUCUUCGAAGCCACUUUUCCAGUAUGACUGCAGAUGACUCCACUAAUUCACGAUUGGUGGCCGAGCGCAGUCGAUUCUCGGAAUGGAGCACUGAUACUGAGGGUGAGGAUAAUUCACCCGAAUCCAUGAUUUCCACAUCGACCUUCCCUACGGAGUCACAUGAGUCCCCGGCUCCCGAGGAAUGGAAAACGCCCGAUCUGGCGUCCCAUGACACUGGGUACAACACUGAUCCCAACACACCGCACCUUACCGUGCAUUCCAAACCUUCGUCCCCGAACUCAGCAUCAGGCGAUAUUCCGCCUUGGCUGCCGCAGCUCACAGUUUCCCUUUCACCUCCUCAUAUGUCUGCCUCAGGCCUUGGAAUCGAUCAAAUGGAUGGGAUAGAAAGCAAUCCCAAACGCCACGCCGCACUAUUUAGCGCCCUGGAGUCUAUGCAGGCACUUUCUCUUGCUCAGAGCCGCGACGGCUCUCCAAUCCUUCUUUCGGAGAAUGAUCGUCGCGAAUCUGCCCAGUCUCGACGCAGCGAUGCUUCGUUCAGGGGCAAUGCUACCAUGCAGGAGAUGAUGGACGAGCUCAGUUAUCUGAAGAACAUGAUCCAGGCUGAGCUUGAUGGCGAACCUUUUUGA
Messenger RNA from Penicillium malachiteum, 1713 nucleotides. RefSeq lists its product as uncharacterized. The transcript is spliced from 3 exons. The record is from RefSeq and is a predicted model, not a curated record. Bases 1 to 1713 code for a protein of 570 amino acids. NCBI's taxonomy places the organism in Eukaryota, Fungi, Ascomycota, Eurotiomycetes, Eurotiales, Aspergillaceae.